CAAAACCAUGAAAUAAACUUAAAAGGCAACCAUUUUAACUUUAAAUAGUUUUUAGUAAUUUGAUUCUACAAGUUCAAUUGUUGUGCUAAUCGCUCAAUAAAAUUCAGUUUCUUCAUCUCACGUAAACACACCAUAGUGUAUUAUUUACGAAACUGGGACAAGUUAGAAAGUUGAACACGUUUCUACCAUAGCACCGUUGUAAAUGACUAAAUACAAAAACACUUUAUACAGAAUUAACUUCAGUCAGGACAAGACGUUUUAAACUAUAGAGCCAGAAUGCUCAAUAUAUUAGAUAUAAUAUUUGUCGGUUUAGCUUCAGCAAUAACGUUUACAGGUUUCUUAAUUAACAACUUUGAGAAACACGUACCGGCAUUUAUAAUAAAAGGUUUUAAAUAUGGGAGCUUUGCUUACAAGGGACCAGAAGCUAAUUUCCUCAAUGUUAUUGAAAUACCAAAGUCUUGGUACAAGCAUUUUUAUUUGUUUGCAUCUUGCUUUGGCAGUGCAACACUUGCUUACAUAUUUCUCGUGUACCACUUUGAAUAUAAUGUGAAUAGAUAUGUGUCCUUAAUCUUGAGAAUAUUUCUGGAACAGGAUGCACCUGCUGUGUCAGCAGCAGCUGUAACUAUAGCCACCGCUCUGAUGAUUCUGCAAUGCUUAAGGAGGUUUUACGAGACCUAUUUCCUCCAGGUGUUUGCUAAAUCAAGCAAAAUGAACUUAAGCCACUAUCUAGCUGGCAUCAUCCAUUAUUUUGCCUGUUAUGUUGCUGCUAUUGGCCAAGCACCACUUUUCUGUGGGAGCCAAAACAGAGGGAUAGUCAUAUGGAAUGACACUCAUACAAAGAUAUUAGCUGUACCAUGCAUACUUAUUUACAUGUGGGCUUGGUACGAACAAUACCAGAGCAACAUCAUCUUUGCGAACUUACGCAAAGACAAAAAGUCAGGUCAAGUGAUUACGGAAGACCACAGAGUACCAAACGGCAGGUUGUUCCAUUAUGUAUCCAGUCCUCACAGGAUGUGCGAGGUGAUACUGUACACGGCUCUUCUACUUUUGAUACCAACAAGAACAUUUUUCUGCAUUUAUCUGUGGGUACUGGCAAAUCAGGUCCAGACUGCAAUUCAAGCUCAUGAGUGGUAUAAGAAAACAUUUGAAAACUAUCCUAAAAACAGAUUCGCCAUAUUCCCGGGACUUGUUUGAAGAUUCCUUCAACAUUUAUACCUAGAUUAGUUAUUAAAAAUCAUUAAAUUGUACUUCAAAAAGACUGAAGAAGAUAUUUAUAAAUUGUGAAAUGUG
Molecule: messenger RNA, 1290 nt
Organism: Chilo suppressalis (striped riceborer)
Lineage: Eukaryota; Metazoa; Arthropoda; Insecta; Lepidoptera; Crambidae
Source: the annotation of a GenBank genome assembly